Messenger RNA from Darwinula stevensoni, 1213 nucleotides. The record is from the annotation of a GenBank genome assembly. NCBI's taxonomy places the organism in Eukaryota, Metazoa, Arthropoda, Ostracoda, Podocopida, Darwinulidae.
AUUCUUUUCCAAAAUGAUAGAGACUCUGAACACUUCGAUUAGUUCGCACCCACUAACAAUCCGAGUCUGAAGUUUCGGCUUGCAUAAAGGGAAUCCACGGACGAGAAGUUUCUUGUGACCUCGGCCAGACUUUCUCAGGGUAUCUCGAUGGCUCGAGGCUCCACCAGGAGAGAUUCAGAGUCCUUACAGAUAUAGGGUGCGAAAGGGGAGAAGACGAGCGCGCGGUUCGACUCAAGUUGCUCCCACAGCAGAGACCUACUCACGGUGUCGAAAUAUUUGCAUAUCUCCCAGGAUGCUUGGGUACUUGUUUCUGCUGUCCUUGCUGGCGGGCACGGCGUACAGCGGCUGCCCGAACGGCUGGGUCAAAAACAGCGGGAGCUGCUACUACUUCAACGCGGACCCGACCACGUUCUCCAAGGCGGCCGGGACUUGCCGGACGCUCAGGAGCUCCCUCUUCGUCCUGCCGGCUUCCAGGGACGAGAAUUAUUUCGUGGGAAACAACGUGAAGUACUCGGGGACGUGGGUCGCCAACGUGAGGCCAGACGAGACCAGGCAGACGUCGGGUGGAUACGACAACUACGACAGCGCGACGAACAAAGAUCCGGCGUUUGACGACUUCUCCUACAUGUACCCGCGCCAGUGGCAAAACGGGGACUGCAGCCUGAAGAAAGGGUUCAUCUGCGAGCUGGCCCCGUUCCCCGCAGCUGGGUGCGACCCGCUCCUGGGCCUCAAACCGGCUGGGACUCUCAAGUGCUUCCGGAUCUUCCCCGAGAGCCAGGUGACCUAUGGCGAAGCCCAGGCGGCCUGCUUGACGAAAGUGGCCGGGAAGCUCCUGGUGGUUGACUCUCUCACCACCCAGACGGCUGUCGCCAACGAAAUGAAGCUGGUCGUCAUGAACCCUACUCUCCAGAGAACGACGAAGGACUUUUGGAUCGGGCUUAGCCGGCCGAACCGGGAUGGGAGCUUCCAGUGGCAGGACGGGACCCCACAGGCCAAUGCGGUCAACGACUGGUGGGACGGGAACCAGAGCCCUUCCACCGCCGGCGACUGCGCCUACAUGUUCCCGUCCAAGUGGGCCACCAUCUCUUCCGACUCCGCGAGGGAGAACACGACCCUCGGGGUGGUGUGCAAGGGGGGCAUGGGGUCCAUGACGGUGUCCAACGUUGCGAGCGUCUUCUCGACUCUCACCAAUUUUUUCCUCUCUUUCUUUUGA